Owenia fusiformis is the source of this 4480-nucleotide messenger RNA. Lineage: Eukaryota; Metazoa; Annelida; Polychaeta; Sabellida; Oweniidae. The record is from the annotation of a GenBank genome assembly.
CUCAAGUCGCAUCGAUGAUUCUGGGGCUUAACAAAUAAAAGUAGAUUUGACAAGAUAGAAUUAAAUUACGAGGUUCGCAAUGAUCCUGGUAGUAAUCGUUGCAUUAGUGAGCUUCGAUGCUGUACACACUACGGCAGCAGAAACAUACACGAUAAAGCGCGACGUACUUUUGUUAAGAGAGGAGCUGAAAAUCAUCAGAGAUGAUAUUCUAAAUAAAAGCCCCGCUGAUUUUAAAACAGAGGUGAAUAAUAAGAUGCAAUCGUUGGAUGACAAAGUUAGUGAAAUACUGAGAAAAUUAGAUUCUUCGGAUGAAGGCCGAGUGAUGUGGGGCGACUGGGGAGACUGGAGUGCAUGCGAUACGAGCAAAUGUAACAUUGUCUACAGAGAAAGGCCGUGCUUGGGGGAAGGUGGUAAUGAGCUCGACCCGUCACGUUGUACCAGAUUUGGAGGAAAACAUACUGACAAUAAGCAGUGCUGUGAUAUCGACGUAAAAAGCGAAUAUAAAAAGAUUUACUCUGGCAAUGGCUCGGUACCAGCUUAUAUUGUCAAAGCAACCGGCUCAAAUGUAAAAGUUGAGGAGAGGGAAAAGUUAUCGUGGGUAGUUUCUCUUAAGUUCAAGAAGUCGGGUGCAAGUGAUUACGAGCAUAGUUGUGGUGGGGUCAUUCUGAGUAACAUUUGGGUUCUAACAGCGGCCCAUUGUAUCACUAAAAGUGGUUGUUGGGACAAGACUGAGAAGAAAGUCACAUGUGAUAUGGGCCGGUGGAGGAUAGCUGCAGGCGAAUGGAAGCUGGAUAAAACUCACGACACUGAACAAAUAACGGGUUUGGAACACAUCGUUGUACACCAGAAUUACUCCGUGAAUCACUUUAGGGAAAUCGAAUACAUAAAUGACAUAGCACUCAUCAAACUUAACAGACCCUUGGAGUUUAUGUUCAAUCCAUUUGUUCAGCCAAGUCUUCUUCCUGCUAGGACGUGUAUCGAAGCAAUGGAUCGUAAAUGCUUAAAAACGCACCGGGACUUCGCAAUGAUGACUUAUUGUUUCACAACUGGAUGGGGAGAAGGUCCGAAUAAGAAGGUGACCAACAAAGGCAAUACAAUAGAGGUACAAAUUGAGGAAAACGAAAACCAUGCAAUUGUAAGAUCAGAAAGAAUAGAUAGAGAGAAAGUAAUUUGUAUGGGGUACAGCGGAAGUCCGUUGAUGUGUGAUGUAGACACGGCAACGAUGGACUAUAUACCUAACCAAAAAAUGGUUGUACUUGGUCUGAACAGCUACAUAUAUCCAUCCGGAUGUAUAAGAGGACCCACGAACUACACACAUACAUCUCUCGACUAUCAUAUGAAGUGGAUCUCGCAAACUGUCAUGGAAUGGAUCAAGUGGAGCCCGUGGAGCAGAUGUUUCAAGAAUAACAAGAGAUCCAGAUUGAGAUCUGGAUUUUUUCCUGAAUAUGGCUACCUGCCAGGUCAAGGACCGCUUUACCAGAGCUACCAAAGAGAUGUAUUGAAAAAGGAAGAGCAGAAUUGCACAAAUGGAGCCUGGACACAAUGGAAAGGCCUCACUGACUGUAGUGUGACUUGCGGAGUUGGAACUAUGUCUGAGAGUCGGACAUGCAUUCCUCCCGUUAAUGGCGGAAGGAACUGUAUUGGAAAAUCAUCAAAGAUCAUAUCAUGUGAAAAACGUCCAUGUUUUAUUUCUACCCCAAACGACCGGAUGUAUCGCCAUCAACCAAUAAAUGUCACAGGAAAGAAUUUUAUCAAGUUCAAUGUAAAGGCAUGUCACGAUGCUCAUGUGAUCCUACAACAAAAGAAUGGGAAUACAAAUGAUAAAGGAUAUGAUGUCUUACUUCAUGGGAGAAAAUUGAAUCCUCAAUCCGGUAUACGUAAUACACAACUGACCAAGUUUGAAAUUUCAUACAAAGGUUCAACGUUGAGUUGUAGCGAGAUGAGGCCAUUUUGGGUUAGUUGGGCCAACGGUAAUAUUCAAGUCGGCAGAGGGCAUGUGUAUGGAGAAGAUUUCUUGAUGGGUUGGCAAGAUCCUAUUCCAAAUGAUAUAGACGAAAUCAAUUUUAUUACAGACAAUGGAGCAAAUGGUACAUGGGAAGACAAAGGGGCUAAUCUAUUGAUCCAUGAUCCAGUCGAAUCUAGAUACAUCAGAACUCCAGACUAUUUUGGAUAUCGCCAUGUACCGAUAGAUAUCAGUGGAAAAAACUAUAUUAAAUUCAAAGUGGAGGCAUGUAAUGAUGCACAUCUAGAACUUCAAGAGACGCCUUAUGUCACAAAUAAGAACAAUUAUGAGAUUGUUCUAAACGGAUGGUCACGGAAUCCUAAUUCGGGUAUACGUGACAAGCCAGAAGGUUCGCUUAAGGUCUCUCAUAGAGGUUCCAUAUUGAAUUGCACUGAAAUGAUGCCAUUUUGGGUGAGUUGGAUGAACGGAGACGUUCAAGUUGGAAAGGGACAUGCAAUUGGGCAGAAUAUAAUUUUAGCUUGGCAAGAUCCAACCUCGCAUGUCGUUAAUGCACUUAAUUUCGUUACUGGGUUCGGAGCGUCUGGAACAUGGGAAAUUGUUGAUAUAGGUUCAAGCCUAUUGAUAUAUGAUCCGUUCGAAUCUAGAUACAUCAGAACUCCAGACUAUUUUGGAUAUCGCCAUGUACCGAUAGAUGUCAGCGGAAGAAACUAUAUUAAAUUCAAAGUGGAGGCAUGUAAUGAUGCACAUCUAGAACUUCAAGAGACGCCUUAUGUCACAAAUAAGAACAAUUAUCAGAUUGUUCUAAACGGAUGGUCAUGGAACCCUAAUUCGGGUAUACGUGACAGGCCAGAAGGUUCGCUUAAGGUCUCUCAUAGAGGUUCCAUACUAAAUUGUACUGAAAUGAUGCCAUUUUGGGUGAGUUGGGCAAACGGAAACGUUCAAGUUGGAAAGGGACAUGCAAUUGGACAGAAUACGUUCUUAGCUUGGCAAGAUCCAACUCCGCAUGUCGUUAAUGCACUUAAUUUCGUUACUGGGUUCGGAGCAUCUGGAACGUGGAAAAUUGUUUAUGAAACAUGUGCUGUUGGGCAAGUGGAAUUCAACUCAGCCUGCUACCUAAUAACUACAGAGAAGAAGACUCAAAAAGCUGCCCAGGCUGUAUGUCGGGCACACAGAGGUCAUCUGACAUCCAUCCUAUCUGCAAAUGAGAACGCAUUUCUUGCUGUUGAGUUAGAGAAAACGUUCAGAGAAACCAGCCUUGAACAUUUUUACAUUGGCUUAUCAGCCAAAGGUAAUAACUACAACCAAUGGUCUGAUGGCAAUGACGUGGUUUAUACGAAGUGGAGCAAAGGCGAGCCAUCAACUGAAGGAGAGGAGUGUGUCACAGUUGAGAGAUAUGGUGGUUUCGAGUGGCAUGAUAUUGCCUGUGUUCGAUCUGAAGCUUCUAUUUGUAAAUCCAAACUCUAUGUGGAAGACUGUAGUCAACAUUCAGAUGGUACAGCAUAUAUCGCCACCAGUGACUUGAACACAUUUCAAACCAAAUGCAAAGGUGGAUGGUUAGUAUUUGCGAAUAGGUUUGAUGGGUCGGUGGACUUCAACAAGAACUGGACUGAGUAUAGGAAUGGAUUUGGCAAUAUAGACGGAGAAUACUUCCUUGGUUUGAAAAACAUUCGCUCAAUUUUGAAGCAGGGGAAAUACAAACUCCGGGUUGAGCUUACUGCUUGGCCGGAACAACAAAGCCAAACUCGAUAUGCAGAUUACAGUGAUUUCAACAUAGGCAGCGAGGACAACGGUUUUAAAUUAACAGCUCUUGGUUAUUCAGGAACUGCACGGGACAGUCUAUAUCAUAGUUAUACCAUGAAAUUUUCCACUAAAGAUGUAGAUCAUGAUACAGUUGGACAUGGCAGUUGUGCUCAUAUGUAUUCGGGGGCAUGGUGGUACAACCGCUGCACACGGGCUAAUUUGUUUGGCAAUUAUAUGAACACUUCACAGUGUUAUGCCCCAAAUAGAUGCAUAUUUUGGUGGUUCUGGCCAGAAAAGAUAGGUAACCCAGAUAAUGCCUAUUAUUCAUUCAAAGAAAUGAGGAUGAUGUUGACACCACUGUAAUACCAGGUGUAUAUGAUAUGCCGAUGUAUUUAAGUACCAUUUUAUUUUGAUUUUUCCAUCGUAUAUUGAUUUGAGGGAGGAGUACAUCAAAAGGUAUUAUUACACUCUACCAUCACAACAAAAGUCUAUCAGUUUUUAAAAGGUCCUCAGGAGGAAUUAAUGAAUUAUGUAACUUAGCAACUUUCUGCUAUAGAGCAUUUAAUUUAAGAAAAGAACUCCUAAGUGUAAAACAUGUUUUGUACUAUUUUCUGUAAAACCAUGGGCCUGAGGCCUUUAUUUGUUUGAAAAUAAACUUAACAAACAAACAAUUUAUAUCCCUAUUUAAAGAGACCGCAACAAACUACAUGCACUCAAGUCCUGCAGCUAUUAGCCUGUCUUUGCAAAUGCAAUGCGUAAAUUGUAACUACUAUAAAU